Cydia amplana is the source of this 2125-nucleotide messenger RNA. Its product is annotated as nose resistant to fluoxetine protein 6-like. Lineage: Eukaryota; Metazoa; Arthropoda; Insecta; Lepidoptera; Tortricidae. The record is from RefSeq and is a predicted model, not a curated record. The transcript has 14 exons. Gene Ontology annotation, molecular function: acyltransferase activity, transferring groups other than amino-acyl groups.
CUUUGUCAUCAGUUUGUGUUCAGUAGGAGCUUAUAUUGAAUUCGAAGUUCCUCGCCAUGGAUUUGAUAUGGAGUUGUAUGAGAAUGUAUUAGAUGAAGAGCUAUGUGAAGCACAAUUGAGUUACUUUCUAAGUUACAAUACAAUGCUGACAGCUGAAUUUCUUGAUGCAGGCAUCAGACUUCCGAGAGGCAUUUUACAAGGAAACUUUGUAGACCUCGGAAACUAUCAUCAGUGUCUAGCAAUCAGUGAAAACUUUGAGCCAUCAGACAUAGAGGGCAAGUAUUGUAUGAUAAAUGUUCCAAUGAUUCAAGAUGAGUUAAACUUACCAGCUCUGCCCGAAUGGCCCGAAGAAGGUUUAGAGUGGCCCGUGGAAUGGCCCGAGUUUCCAUGGCCAGAACUUUUGUCAAUCAUAAGACCAAAUAGUGAUAUGUUCAGAAAACUACAAAAGGUACGAAAAGAAGCAUCAAAGUACAAUCGUAUGACUGGGCCUGAUAUAGAUUUAAUUAGUCACCACUCAAUUCAAAGGGUAUCAGAAGAUAGCUGGCUGGCUGAUCAAGUCUUCAAACUGGCAGUAUGCCUUCCUAAAGUUUGCACACCUCGGCAAUUCAUCGACACUGUUUUUAUAAACACCACUAGCGUGGGUUUCAAAUUCACGGAAGAAUUCUGCAGACUGAGAAAUGAUAAGCCGUUUGCACCCGUUGAUUAUGCUGCUAUGGGAGUUUUUGGCUUCAUAAUCCUUAUUACUGUGAUUUCGACACUCUACGAUCUAUAUCUUACCGUGAUAUGUAAGGAAGGUUCAAAACAAGCCAAUACUAUCGGAAAAUCGUUCUCUGUCUAUACGAAUACUCGCCGUUUGCUCACAUUCAACUCUGGACCUGAAACUUUAGAGAGCCUGGAUGGAAUCAGAUCCUUAGCCAUGAUGUGGGUUAUCAUAGGCCACACGUUCUCUACGAAUAGGAGAACGCACUUUUUUAAUCCUAUAGAAAUGUUUACGUGGAUGACUUCUUUCUCGGCAAUUUGGUUCGUGGCAGCCCCUUUCACAGUCGACACCUUCUUCUUGCUGAGUGGGCUGCUGAUUGUGUAUACGUCUGUUGGGAAGAUAAGUCCGAAGGGUCUCUUUAAAUAAAUCCACCUGUUCUAUCUUCAUCGUUUAUUGCGAAUGUUUCCCAUUUUGGCAACCGCCGUGUUUCUUCAGGCGUCGUUACUCAACCAUCUUUCUGACGGCCCUGAGUGGUACAUCAUAGUUGAUAAAGUAGAACGGUGUAGGGCAUACUGGUGGUCUACCCUCUUUUACGUGCAGAAUUAUUUAACGCAGUCAUGGUGUAUUGGCCAUACUUGGUACCUCGCUAUUGACAUACAGCUGCAUAUACUUUCACCUUUAAUUUUAUUCUGGGUGCUAGGCAGAAGAAGAGCGGCAUGGAUUGCGUUAACUCUCGUCAUGUUGAUCGUCAUGGUGGUAACGACAACGUAUAACUAUUUAAACAAGUUCCCGGCGGCAUCGUUUGUACCAACGAUAUCAGCGGAAGAAUCCAUCCAUUAUACACGAUACUAUUAUGUAAACACUCUAACGAGAUGCUCGCCUUUCUUCGUUGGCAUGUUGUUUGGCUAUCUUCUUAAUAUUUUCAAAAGCAAGGAACUUCAAAUGGCUAGAUGGUUUGUAACAUUGUGCUGGUCCUGUGUCUUCGCGGUUUUCGCUGGUAUUAUCUACUCCUCAUACCCCAUUGUUCAGAUGGAUUGGGACAGCCCCUUUUGGGACGGCAUCAUAAACUCCUUUGCCAGACCCGGGUGGGCUGUGUGUCUUGGCUGGAUGAUAUUUGCAUGUACACACGGUUAUGGAGGUCCUGUCAACUGGUUCCUAUCGCUCCGUAUGUGGAAGCUGCCAUCUCGGCUUUCCUAUGCGAUGUACAUCUUCCACUACCCCAUAAUGAUGAUCGUCAAUAGCACUUCUGUGUCGGCAAGUUACUUCUCCGUGGAACGCUUUUUCUAUCGAUUCUUAGCUGACUUCGUGUCAGCGUUUAUAAUCGCUUUCAUAGUGACCGUGCUGAUAGAUUCUCCUUUAUCUACACUCAUAAAACUGGCGAUAUUAGAAAGAAGUAAGACUGAGAGGGCGAAGACCAAUCAAUAA